Pimephales promelas (fathead minnow) is the source of this 1631-nucleotide messenger RNA. It is a transcript of the gene rundc3b, whose product is annotated as RUN domain containing 3b. The record is from RefSeq and is a predicted model, not a curated record. Lineage: Eukaryota; Metazoa; Chordata; Actinopteri; Cypriniformes; Leuciscidae.
AAGCGAAUACAUUUUUAAACCCACUAAACCACGCCUAUCUUUGACACCCAUUUCAUGCUAAUUGCCAUUCCACCCUCUUAUUCAAUUUCUAUGGCUCUAGUGAGAGUCAGUCACUCAGCUGGAGACUGAACCAAAGCAUCAGAAGAGAGGAAGACGUGAGUAAAUAAACUGCUGUGCAAUCAGAAAGAGACGAUCAUGGCAUCGAUAAAUCUCGGGUUUAAUGGGGCUCGUAAAAAAGCUGCAGCGCGGAUCAGAGCCGUGGAGAGGAGGAAUCUGAUCACCGUGUGCAGGUUCUCAGUGAAGACCCUCAUUGAUCGCUCAUGUUUUGAGACGAUAGACGACACAUCUGCUGAGUUCAUCAACUUUGUCUCCAUUCUAGAACAUAUUCUGAGCCACAGACUGAAAGGUCAGGUCAGCUGGUUUGGCUACGAGAGCCCGCGCAGUUUCUGGGAUUACAUACGUGUGGCGUGUAUUAAAGUCCCACACAGCUGCAUCCACAGCAUCGAGAACAUGGAGAACGUCCGCAGCUCUAGAGCAAAGGGUCGUGCCUGGAUUAGAGUGGCGUUAAUGGAGAAGCGUUUGUCUGAAUACAUCUCCGCAGCUCUGAGAGACUUCAAAAAUACAAGGAGGUUUUAUGAGGAGGGGGCUAUAGUUCUGGGGGAGGAGGCGGGGCUUCUGGCAGAUACACUGAUUGGACUGAAUGCCAUCGACUUCAGUUUCUGUCUGAAAGGGGAGGUGCUGGAUGAGAGCUGUCCCGUCGUCAUUGACUACACGCCGUACCUUAAAUUCACACAAACUUCUGACAGCAUCAGCAGCGACGAGGAGGAAAUGAGAACGCUGGGCAGCAGCGGCAGUGAAGCAGGCACUCCUGAAUCCCACCUGGCUGCCAGUUUGAUGGCCGAUCAGAGCACCUGGUACAGCAAGAGCAAAAGACUAGAGCAGAAAUACAGAGUCGUGCUGGAACAGAAGGGUUAUCUGGAGGAACUGGUUCGUCUGAGGGAAGCUCAGCUGUCUGAGUCUGUCUCUCAGAAUAAAUCUCUACUUCAGCGGCUCACAGACACGGAAAUCAGCCACAAACUGGAGAAAGAGCAGCUGGAGAUCAUCAUACUGGAGCUGCAGGAUCAGCUGACGGUGCUGAAGAACCAUGACAUGCGCUCCAGACAGGAGCUUACCUCGCACCUGACAAACCAAUGGCCCUCACCUGGCACUUUGGAUACCAAUGCUGUUGCAUUGGAUACGCUCCUGUACAGGAAAUGCACAGGGCCUUGGGAGGAAAAAAGUUUCCAGAGUUUGGAGCAGCUUUCUGCAGAUAUGAGUCUCUCUCAGAUGUCUCUCGAUCCAGCACAACUGAACCCUCACAGCCUGGACAGCAAGGCAGGACUCACACACUGGCACAGAGAAGGGAAAGAGGAUACUCCAUCUCUGAGGGGUUUGUGUGGUUCGUUAACCUCAGUGGCCAGUUACAAAUCUCUGGCCAGUCUGAAGUCCAGUGAGUAUCUGGCCAGUCCAACAACAGACAUGACCAGCCCAGGAAUGACCCCGUCCUGAACACAGAGACAAGUAUGGACAUAUACACGCACACAGGCUUACACGCACCCAAACACACCGUCCUGCUUGAGAUGGUGUGGGCU